AUGUGUUUGUCUGUCACAGUGGGGAAGACGCUGAGUCACGAGAAUACGGUUGUACGAGUGGAUCCUGGCCUUAAGUAUCAGCAGCAACAACAGCAGCAGCAGCAGCAACCGCAGCAGCAAAAGCCGCCCGGAGUAAGCAGCAGUGCAAGCAGUCCGCGUCUGGUCUCGUUACCAGGUUCGCCAUACGCAUCCUUUCGUUACUUACUGCUGUUUCGUUCGUUGCUUGGUUAA
Messenger RNA from Gongylonema pulchrum, 231 nucleotides. The record is from the annotation of a GenBank genome assembly. NCBI's taxonomy places the organism in Eukaryota, Metazoa, Nematoda, Chromadorea, Rhabditida, Gongylonematidae.